GAUCCGAUCCAUAAAAGCAAUCCGUUUUCACGUGUUAAACAAAAACAUUUCCAAACAUUUUUGUUGUGUUUAUUUGUCAAUUUAAUUAACCCUGUUUGUAUUAACUCCACUUUAACUUUAAAAGUAAUAUUAAUAACUUAUUAGACAUAACCAUGGAGGAAGAUGGACUUGAUGAUCGAUUCAAAAAGGUUCUUAAUGAUCCACGGUUCAAGAAGUUCCCUCGUAAAGGAAGGAAGAUCAAAGUUGAUUCAAGGUUCGAAAAAAUGUUCGAUAAAAAAUUCAAUGGUGAACCAUUAGUUGAUAAAAGAGGUAAACGAGUAAAAAAGACUGACAAUGACAAUCUGAGAAAAUUUUAUGAAGUCGAGGAAAAUGUCAAGAAAAUCCGUGGAGAAUGCAAUGACUUGGAAUCUAGCUCAAGUGACGAAAGUUCAGACGAGGAAGAAGAAGAAGUUGAGGAUGAAAAUGAGACUGCUGAACAGAUUGAUUCAAAAGUCUUGAGGACAGAUGAUGUCACCUGCCGUUUCGCUGUUACCAAUGUUGAUUGGGAUCAACUUAAAGCUGUAGAUCUUUUUGUUUUGCUUAAUUCCUUUAAACCAAGCAAUGGUGAAAUUUUAAGUGUGAAGAUAUAUUUAUCUCAGUUUGGUAAAGAAAGGUUGGAAGCAGAAAAACUCGAAGGGCCAAAAGAGCUGACUGAAGUUAAACUAGAAGAAGACGAAGAAGAUCCAUAUGAAUCUAAUAACUGGGAUGCCGAUGAAAUUAUCAAUACUGAUUGUCCAUUUGUUUCUGAAAAACUUAGAAAAUAUCAAUUGAAUAGGUUGAAAUAUUAUUAUGCUGUUGUUGAAUGUGAUUCGCCUGAUACUGCAGCAACUUUAUAUGACCAAUUAGAUGGAAUGGAGUAUGAGAGCAGUGCUUCAACCUUGGAUCUGAGAUUCAUUCCAGAUGACAUGUCUUUCGACGAUGAUGAACCAACUUCAGUUUGCAAUGAGAUGCCUUCUCUCAUUGAUUAUAAGCCUCCUCUCUUUAUCACCACUGCUCUGCAACAAACUAAGGUUCGUUUGACAUGGGAUGAAACUGACCCUAAACGCGCUAAAACUUUGGAAAGAGCAUUUACUGAAAGAGACAAAAUUUCAGAUGAUUUAGCUUGUUACCUUGCUUCAUCGUCAGAGGAAGAAGCUGAUGAAUUGUCAGAUGAAGAGGAAAUUACUCUUGAAGGUAAAAGUCUUCAAGAUCGUAUUAACAAGUAUAAAGAUUUACUAGCAAAUGUUGAGAGAGACUCUGCAGACGAUGAAAAGGAUAUUGACAUGGAAGUAAAAUGGGAACCCGAGUUGGAAAAUAUUGGGCAAAAAAUUGUCGAAAAGAAACAAAAAGAAAAAAUGAGUUAUGCUGAAAGACAGUUGGUUGAGAGAAAAGAAAAGAGAAAAGAGCUUAAAAAACUCAAAAAGCAAUCAGCAACCGAAGCUCCCGAACAAGAUUCAGAUAAUGAAAAUGAAGAAUCAGAUGGUGAUGAUGAGCAAUAUCCAGAAUCAGAUAAGCAAUCAGAUGAAUCUGAUGAAAACUCUGAUGAUGAAAGUCCGAAGAAACGAGAUGAUCUUGAGUUGUUAGUAAUGGAUUCUACUAAAAAAGACAGAAAACAUUUUGAUUACAGUGAAUUUGUGGAAAAUAAAAAAUCCAAGAAAAAGUGGAAAAAGAAAAAAGACAAAUCCAAACAAUCGGAAGAUAAUUUUAAGUUCGACCCAGAAGAUUCUCGUUUUGCGGCAAUAUAUAAAUCACAUUUGUACAACGUUGACCAAUCAAGUUCACAUUUCAAGAAGACGCAAGCUUAUGAGGAAAUUUUGAAACGUAAAGCAUCCAUCAAUCCUGAUACAAAGUAUCCUGUAAAAAAAUCUAAAUAGAAUGUUAAUUUAAAACAAAUAAAAGUUACUUUUGAACAAUUA
Tetranychus urticae (two-spotted spider mite) is the source of this 1934-nucleotide messenger RNA. RefSeq names its product ESF1 homolog. Gene Ontology annotation, molecular function: RNA binding. Gene Ontology annotation, cellular component: nucleus. The record is from RefSeq and is a predicted model, not a curated record. Gene Ontology annotation, biological process: rRNA processing. NCBI's taxonomy places the organism in Eukaryota, Metazoa, Arthropoda, Arachnida, Trombidiformes, Tetranychidae.